AUGCCGCGGCCCUUUCGCAACGCGACCCUGCCCCUCAUGUGCGCUGAGGACAUCACCAACCGACCAUGCGUUGUCGUCGGAGACGGUGCCGUCGGCAAGACCUGUCUGCUCAUCAGCUAUACGACGAACAAGUUCCCUUCGGAAUACGUUCCUACAGUCUUUGAUAACUAUGCCGUCACAGUCAUGAUUGGCGAUGAGCCCUACACCCUUGGACUAUUUGACACGGCCGGACAAGAAGAUUACGAUAGACUUCGACCUCUCUCAUAUCCUCAGACCGAUGUAUUCCUCGUCUGCUUUAGUGUCACGUCACCCGCUUCGUUUGAAAACGUCCGCGAGAAGUGGUUUCCCGAGGUCCAUCACCACUGCCCCGGCGUUCCUUGCCUCAUUGUUGGCACACAGGUCGAUCUCCGCGACGACCCUAGCGUACGGGAAAAGCUGUCCAAGCAAAAGAUGUCUCCCGUUAGAAGGGAAGACGGCGAGCGCAUGGCCAAGGAUCUCGGCGCCGUUAAGUACGUCGAGUGCAGUGCGUUGACGCAGUAUAAGCUUAAGGACGUGUUUGACGAGGUAUCCCUUUAUGAAUCCCUCUACCAUGCAGAACCCAGGCAGCUAAUGAAAAGGAUGCAGGCCAUCGUUGCGGCUCUGGAGCCCCCCGCGCCCAAGAAAAAGUCCCACAAGUGUCGCAUUUUGUAA
Molecule: messenger RNA, 690 nt
Organism: Cordyceps fumosorosea ARSEF 2679
Lineage: Eukaryota; Fungi; Ascomycota; Sordariomycetes; Hypocreales; Cordycipitaceae
Product: Ras family protein
Exons: 3
Coding region: 1-690 (229 amino acids)
Biological process (GO): small GTPase-mediated signal transduction
Molecular function (GO): GTP binding; GTPase activity
Source: RefSeq, a predicted model, not a curated record